Molecule: messenger RNA, 3684 nt
Organism: Salvelinus namaycush (lake trout)
Lineage: Eukaryota; Metazoa; Chordata; Actinopteri; Salmoniformes; Salmonidae
Product: ras GTPase-activating protein 2-like
Exons: 24
Coding region: 16-2478 (820 amino acids)
Biological process (GO): regulation of GTPase activity; intracellular signal transduction
Source: RefSeq, a predicted model, not a curated record
CAGUCAAGUCGGACCAUGGCGGAAGAAGACGACACGAGAAUUCGGAUUUUACAAAGCCUGCGGGGAAAGAUAUGUGAAGGCAAGAACCUGGGUCCGUGUUCGGGGCCCAACCGACAGCGGGACCUCUGCACCUUCUGCACCAUCAGCCUGGACCAGGAGGAGGUGUUCCGGACCAAGGUGUUUGACAAGAGUCUCAGCCCUUUCUAUGGUGAGGACUUCUACUUUGAGAUCCCACGACCAUUUCAGUGUUUGUCCUUCUACGUAUUCGCCAAGGGUGUUUUUCAAAGGGACCUGCCUGUCGGGAAAGUGUCCAUCCGGAAGGAGGAACUGUGUAAAUUCAGUGGGAAGGAGCACUGGUUUGGCCUGCAGCCCGUGGACCCUAACUCUGAAGUCCAGGGAAAGGUCCACCUGGAGAUGCGUCUGAAUGAACUGAUCAUAGAGAACGGCUCCAUGUGCCAGCAGCUACUGGUCCGGAUAAUAGAAUGCCAGGGCUUGCCUCUGAUCAGUGGACAGAACUGUGACCCGUAUGCCACUGUCUCGCUCGUUGGGCCUGCCAGGUUUGACCAGAAGAAAACAAAGGUGAAAAAGAAGACCAGUGACCCUCAGUUUGAGGAAACUUUUUACUUUGAGGUCACAAGGCCCAACAGUUACACAAAAAAGUCUCAUUUCCAAGUAGAGGAGGAAGACAUUGAAAAGCUGGAGAUCAAAGUUGACUUGUGGAACAAUGGGAAUUUGGCGCAGGAUGUUUUCCUUGGGGAGACGCGGGUAUCUGUCAAGAUUCUGCGAAAUGACCACAUUCACAGGGCCUGGUAUCUCCUCCAGCCCAAAGGGAACGGGAAGUCCAAGACAGACGACCUGGGCUCUCUGAGGCUCAACGUAACCUACACAGAGGACAAUGUGCUGCCAUCCGCCUACUACACACCGCUCCGCACGCUGCUGCUCAAGUCCCCAGACAUUAAGCCCAUCUCGGCGUCAGCGGCCCACAUUCUGGGGGACAUCUGCAGGGAGAGGUAUGAGGCGGUGCUGCCCGUGGUCCGCCUGCUACUCCACCACGGCCGCCUGGUGUCCUUCGUCUCCGCCAUCGUUGCCCUGGAGCUGGAGAACACUCAGGAGGCCAACACCAUUUUCCGUGGCAACUCCCUAGCAACACGCCUCAUUGACGACAUGAUGAAGAUUGUAGGGCGGAGCUACUUGACGGUCACCCUGAAGCCUGUAUUGGAUGAGAUUUGUGAAUCAAACAAAACCUGUGAGAUUGACCCGAUCAAACUGAAAGAGGGAGAUAAUGUUGAGGUCAACAAGGAGAACCUGCAGGGGUACGUUCAGAAGGUGUUCUCGUCCAUCACCCAGUCCAGCUCCAGCUGUCCCCCGCUCAUGUGUGACGUGUUCCGCUCGCUGCGUCAACUGGCCUCCAAGCGGUUCCCAGAUGAUCCUCAUGUCCAGUAUUCGGCGGUCAGCAGCUUCGUGUUCCUGCGCUUCUUUGCCGUCGCCGUUCUCUCGCCACACACCUUCCAGCUCCGCCCACACCAUCCUGACCUAGAGGUCUCCCGAACACUCACUCUAAUCUCCAAGACCAUCCAGACUCUGGGGAGCUGGGGGAGCCUGUCCAAAAACAAACUGUCUAGUUUUAAAGAAUCCUACAUGUACGAUUUCUUCAAAUCAUUCCAAGAAGACAAAUGUAUUGGAAAAGUAAAAAAGUUCCUAGAUGAGAUCUCCUCCAACGUCAGUAAGGAGUCCAGCGGGGUGGAGGAUUCUGUGGUUCUCAAAGAGGGGGAGGUACAGAAGCGGGCCCAGGGAAGGAAACGCAUCGGCAAGAACUUUAAGAAGAGGUGGCUUAGAGUGACCAACAGGGAGCUCUCCUACCACAAGCACAGAGGGAAAGAAGCACUCUGCAUUAUGCCUGUGAAGAAUAUCCGGGCUGUGGAGAAACUGGACUUAAGUGCCUUUAACCGCAAAAAUAUGUUCCAGGUGCUUCACAGUGAGAAGCCACUGUACGUGCAGGCGGGGAACUGCGUGGAGGCCAGUGAGUGGGUGGAGGUGCUGAGCCAAGUGAGCCGCUGUAAUCCGGAUCGCCUGGGCACCUUCCACCCCUCGGCCUACUUGGCCGGAGCCUGGCUCUGCUGCAGGAGCCUGAACGACAGCCAGCCGGGCUGCAAACCCUGCACACCUACCUUGCUGGCUAACCUACAGCUGGAUAUUGACUGUGACCGCGAGACGGAGAGAAUCUUCUCCCUCUUCACCUCCAGCUACUCCAAGCUACAGAAGAUGGAAGAUGCGUGUGCCAGCAUCGCUGUGUACCAGGGUCCUCCGAGGGAGCAGGACGACUACUCCCUGUUCACCAUCCAGGACUCCAAGGAGACAUUCCACACAGUGCGGCAGAUCACACACAUCCUGAAGGAGCUGCAGAGAGAGCACGACACCCGCAGCGGCACCGCGCAGUACGGCAGCCAAGAGAAUCCGAUAGUUGGGAAGACAUCCUAACGAGUCUAGGUGGGUCUGUCUGGCCUGAGACAGCCAUUCCAGAAAAUGGCAGUAUGCCACCUGCCACAGUUCUACACUGGAGCCCCAGAGUGACACUGAGAACGAUGCCCGCCUCGCGAGGACCAAGAACCCACACUCCCAAGGUCGCGCUCUGCCCCCGCUUCCCCCUCCACCACGUGUGACUGGACGGACGGUCCAAUAGCGGAAGUGUCACCUGAACCUGGUCAGAAGCUCUCAUUGGUUCAGAAGAGGAGAACCUUGGUUGAGUUUUAUUCUCUAGCUCUCCCCGUCUGUCUCCAUCCUUCUCUCUUUCUCACACACCACUGCUCUAAUCAGAGGAAUAUGUGCUUGCUCUCGUCUUCUACUUGAUUUGCACAAAGACCAUACAACAUCAUUAGUUGGAGUGUGUUUGUGUGUGUGAAUAGGCUGCUAAAAUACUCCAUUUUAUUCACUCAAUGUUUUCAAUCUCGAUCGUCAACAAUCGAGAUGAUGCUCUCACAAUCUCUUGGGGCUUCACUGUUUGACGUCCGUUUACGACUAAACAGCAAGCUGACUUUGUUUCUCUCAUUUUUCUAUCAAAGGGUCCACUUAACUGUACUCUCUUCUUCCUCCUCUGUCCACCUCUGUGCUUUGAACAAAUGUAGGUGUUUCAGAGUACAGUUAAGUGGUUGAGACCGAUCUGCCUUAUUUUUCUUAAUGGAUGUAUGUGUAACAAUCUCUCGUGUCCUCGAGUUAGGGACUAAUGCCGAAGCACUUUACAUAUUUGGGAUAUUCCAGAUGGCAUCGUUUUAGAUACGUGGUAUCAGUAUACCCCCCAUAUCGAUCAGUUCAAUGAUCUCGAGUACGUUCUCCUUUCCAUUCCUGUACAAUAACAUUUAUAGCCUGUAGAUUUUAAUAGCAAAUUUUCUUACACCAAAGACGUAAGGUCGACUUGGGAAAAAAGGGUAUGAAUGUAUUUUGAAUACAGACUUUUUUUAAAUGGAGAGAAAUACAGUAUAUAUUUCGUUCAUGUACAUUUUGGUAACUGCAUUGUUCCUCUUUUUAACGAUUUAGACGAUUUGAUUGAGUAACGUUAUAAUGUUCUCUGGAAAUGCAGAUGGACCGUGGUCAGUAGUCUAGAAAUGUCUGUGACGGGCCUCCCGGGUGGCGCAGUGGUCUAGGGCACUGCAUCGCAGUGCUAGCUGCGCCACCAGAGUCUCUGGGUUC